GACGUCAAUCUCUAUCUCUUUCUCUACUGAAUCUGAUAAAGGGAACACCUCUGGACUAGUUUUCACUUCCUUGGAUAACAUCUAUAAGCCCCCUUGUUGAUGCGUUUGUUUUCCAGUUAGUAAUUGCAUUUUUGAUUUGUUGAAGCUUCUUCAAUGGCGGACAAGAACAUUCUCUUCCUUCUCCUCAUACCAUUGCCUUUUAUUUUAAUCUUUGCCAUCCUAGUCUUCAUUGUUCGCCCGAGGUCCGUGAAGAUCCCAAUUAAGGGUCGCCAUGUCUUCAUUACUGGUGGGUCGAGUGGCAUUGGUCUUGCCCUAGCACAACAGGCUGCUUCAGAGGGUGCUCGAGUUUCAAUUCUUGCUCGUAACCUGGACAAGCUUGAAGAAGCUCGGAACUCCAUCCGCCUCUCCACUGGCAUUGAUGUUUCCAUCUUCAGUGCUGAUGUUCGAGACUACGAAGCUGUUCGGAAAGCAAUUGAUGAUGCAGGCCCCAUUGAUAUACUUAUUUGCAAUCAAGGAGUUUUUACUCCAGAAGAAUUGGAGACGCAGGAUUUGGAGGUUAUUAAGUUCAUGAUCGAUGUGAAUCUAACGGGUACUUUCCAUCUGAUCAAAGCUGCACUUCCUGGGAUGAAGAGUAGAGGUGACCGUCUACCUGCUUCGAUCGCUCUCAUGUCUUCGCAGGCUGGUCAGGUGGGCAUCUAUGGUUACACUGCUUAUUCAGCUAGUAAAUUUGGCCUUAGAGGGUUGGGAGAGGCAUUGCAGCAGGAGGUCAUUGCAGAUAACAUCCAUGUGUCCCUUAUAUUCCCUCCUGACACUGAAACGCCAGGUUUUAUUGAAGAAAACAAGGUAAGGCCACAGCUCACCAGUAUCAUUGCUGCUUCUUCUGGUGCAAUGAAGGCUGAUGAAGUUGCCAAGAGAACAUUAAAUGGCAUAAAAUCUGGAACAUUUAUUGUACAUUGCAACUUAGAAGGGUUCAUACUGUCUAUAGCAACCUCUGGUUUAUCACCCCAGAGAUCACCCGUAAUUGCCUUUGUUGAGGUAGUUGCUGCUGGUAUUUUACGUAUUGUAGCUCUAGCUAUCCAGUGGAAUUGGUAUGGAAGUAUAGAGAGGUGGCAUGCCCAGAAGAACAGCAACUGCUCUACAAAAUAAGUCUCUCUUAAAAGGGUACCAACAUUCCCUUUUGGUUUGAGUUUUAUUUUUUUUUCCUGUUUCUCCUUUUCUUGAUGUUCAUGGAUAUUG
Molecule: messenger RNA, 1236 nt
Organism: Telopea speciosissima
Lineage: Eukaryota; Viridiplantae; Streptophyta; Magnoliopsida; Proteales; Proteaceae
Product: 3-dehydrosphinganine reductase TSC10A-like
Exons: 3
Coding region: 154-1146 (330 amino acids)
Biological process (GO): sphingolipid biosynthetic process
Cellular component (GO): endoplasmic reticulum membrane
Molecular function (GO): 3-dehydrosphinganine reductase activity
Source: RefSeq, a predicted model, not a curated record